Drosophila kikkawai is the source of this 2101-nucleotide messenger RNA. Its product is annotated as ribosome biogenesis protein SLX9 homolog. The record is from RefSeq and is a predicted model, not a curated record. Gene Ontology annotation, cellular component: 90S preribosome; preribosome, small subunit precursor; nucleolus. Lineage: Eukaryota; Metazoa; Arthropoda; Insecta; Diptera; Drosophilidae. Gene Ontology annotation, biological process: maturation of SSU-rRNA from tricistronic rRNA transcript (SSU-rRNA, 5.8S rRNA, LSU-rRNA).
UGCUGCAAUACCAGUAGAUGUGGUGACAUUGGUUCUUGGCACGCUGCACGUUUGUUAUUAUUUUGAAAUAAAUUCUCUAUUAAAAUGGCAAAAACAAAGCGAAAUGUGAGGGCCAAGGCCAAGAGCAUGGUGGGUGCAGCCAAACAGAAAGCCCAGGAGGUGCAGGCCAAGCUACGUCAAGAGCAGUUGCUUCACAAAACACUCACGCCCAAAAAGACGACCACCAAAAAGGAAAAGUCGGCGGCCAAGCACAAGAAACUGAUCAAGCGCUUUGCCGAAACGCGGAAGGAGCACAAGGAGGAGGUGGCUCGCAAGAAUCGAGAGAAGACGAAAGUGAUCGGGGACCUGAAGCCCUUGCGGGAUGCUCUGCCCUCGCUGCAGGACAUGUACAAGCUGGUGCGGAUAAAACAAAAGGAUGCCACCGAGCAAACAGUGCUCACUGCUCCAGAAAUCCCACUCAGUGCCAACGAGAAGAUAAGGAAGAAGCGCAAGGAGCUGGUUAAUCGCGUCAAGUCCUUCGAGAAGGUCAUCAAGGAUAAGAACUUUAAAAAGAAUCCCCGCGAAGUCAUCGCCGCCCAUGUGCGCAACAAGUACGAGGCGAUGGAGGAUGAGAACGAUGAAUAGGAGUCGAGGGGAAAUGUUUACAAAUAUGUGUCAUGCCCGCCCAAAAACCACAAUUUUGUAAUUUAAUUUUUUGUAAGAAAUAUUUUUAGAACACAUAAUUUGUAGUGUUAAAGAAAAAUUAGUCGUUUAUGUGCCUAAAAAACCUACAGCAAAUCAUAUUUUUAACUAUGAUACAUAAUUUUUAAAAAAUAUAUUUAAUAUAUAUUUGGUUAAAGCAAACAAGGCCUUUUAUUUUAUUUAUUUAUUUAAGAAGUCUUUGUUUUAGAGACCUGGAUUAAACCUCUUCAAUAGUCCUGACUAAAGAUAUACAAUCUAUAUUUGACGGUAAAGUUUAAAAUAUUAGAGCUGGAAAUAAAAUAAGUUCCAAGUCAUUGAAUUAGCAAAACCAUGAACAAAAUAUAAAUAUAUAAUUUUAAUUAUUUAACUGUUCGAUUUAGUUCGAUUAAUUGUUAAGUUUAGAAAUAAUCGAUUUUUUCGAUAUACAUAUGUAACUUAGCAUUCUGUUCGAUACUCCAAACCAAUAUAAUCAAUAUUUUCGAUGGUAUUAAUAUUUUAAAGUUAAACAAGCAUAUCUAGUGACAUACCAAAGUUAAAUAUAUUUUUAAUAUUGAUAUUUCCUUUGUAUCUAUAAAAUCUUGAUUACAUUUCCUUCUUAUAUCCCCAAUGAAAAAACACAAAAUUGAUUUCUUUAUUAAGAUGUAUCUUUAUUAUAUAUGCAUUAGGUAUAGUUAUCAUUUAACGAUGCAUUUUAAAUAUUACACGUACGAAUGUAAGUUUAAGCAUUAAAUCGUAAAUCGAGGGUUAACAGAACGCGAUUAGAAUUAGACAAGAUUUGAAUGUGAACUCGAAGUUUUGUAUUAUUUUGGGCCUCUGCAUUUGUUUUUGCCAUUAGCGGGGCUUUUUCUGUGUGAUUUUUGUAAUCUAGAGCUACAUCAUAAUAUGUAUGUAUCGUAGAUAUAUAUAUGCAUAUGCCGGGUUUAUAGUUUCGAAUGUCGUCAACUUGGUGUUGUUCUUCUUACAGUGAAAAUACGGAGCUUGUGAACUCGAAGGAUCUCUAUGCGUCCGUAGUGUUAAUCUACAGCUAUUUUAUUGGUUAUUGGUAUUAUCGGGAUUAGCUGGGUGUGGUUGGCUCCUUACUUGUGAGAUCAUUUUAAAACUUUAGUCAAACACACAUCGGCUGUCUUGUCUGCGAUUCAUUUCAACUUCACGAACAGCAAAAAUUAACAUAGCUAUUGAAAAAGAGUCCCAAAUACAAUGGCUUUAUAGAUAUCAUCAUAAUCAUGUACAAAAUGUGGGUGAAUCCUACACAUUAGUCGUCUCUAAGCUUGGGUUACAACCUACCGCGUUAUGUCUGGGUAAUCGCGAUUGAAAAUGUAUUCUGACGGGCGCGAAAUUAUACAUAUACAUUCAUAGAAAAUAUAUCAACUAACUCUAGGUCGAUUUUUGUUUUUUUUUUCGGUUUUUGCACAUUCAAGAG